Closterium sp. NIES-65 is the source of this 948-nucleotide messenger RNA. The record is from the annotation of a GenBank genome assembly. Lineage: Eukaryota; Viridiplantae; Streptophyta; Zygnematophyceae; Desmidiales; Closteriaceae.
AUGGCGGUCGAACGCGCAGCCGCGGUGAACGCAUUGGCCGAUCACGUGACGAAUAAGGUGGGUGAGGCGAGGAAGGCUUUGGAGGAGACAGUCAUUAAAUACAUCGGCGUCGCGCAGACCAAUAUUGCAGCCGCCGUCACUCCCCGCCUCAACGGGAGCGGAGGGAAAGGGUUGAGCCACAAGGAAAUCCCCGCCGCCAAAACGGCCCCAGGCGGUGCUGCCAAAAUUGGCAACGCGCUGAAUGCCAAGAUAGCGGAGGUGACAUCGGUUCCUAAACAGCCUCUCGCAGGUGCACGCCCUCCGACCGGCGCGUCUGCUGACGUCCCGUCUGCCGACAAGGAUGGCCGCGCGGGGAAAGGGGUGGCCGCUGCGAACGCGCUCAAGGACCAGGUAGGCUCCUUACGAGCCAUAGGGCUGCUCAACAGCCUUCCCCCCCCUGUCGAUGCACGCCUUGCCAAAACAAUAGCUCGCUUUGAAGCCCCCAUCUUCGCCGUGCCAUCCGCCAGUGUGCCACGUGUAGCACUGGCCGUCGCCGCUCGUACUCUUGCAGACUUAAAGUCCGCUUUGCUGCGCGCCCAGUUGGGCAUGCGAGGGUCGACUGCGCCAACUCAGCAGGCAGCUGGCUCUAGCGCGACGCCAACAUCGGGGAAUUACGCAGCACCCACUCCGGUGGCGGCUGAUGUCGAGAAAGCGGCGGAGAAGGGUGUGCACGGCAUUGAUCGGUACAUCGGCAAGUCGUGCGAGAAGAUGCAGCUCGCGUAUGUGCACUCCAUCGCGUACGUCGUCUACGGCGGUUUCGUGAGCAAGAUGCUCAUGGAUGAGCUCAUCGGCUUGGACACUGCCGAGUUGGAGAGGUGGAGGAAGGUGUGGGAGGAGGUCAAGAUCUUGCCGACAGGGAUGUGGACGGUGAUGUGGGCCCGGGGUGUGCUCCUUCCAAAGAUACGGUAA